Messenger RNA from Pteropus alecto (black flying fox), 2012 nucleotides. It is a transcript of the gene CACNB4, whose product is annotated as calcium voltage-gated channel auxiliary subunit beta 4. NCBI's taxonomy places the organism in Eukaryota, Metazoa, Chordata, Mammalia, Chiroptera, Pteropodidae. The transcript is spliced from 15 exons. Gene Ontology annotation, molecular function: high voltage-gated calcium channel activity; protein binding. Gene Ontology annotation, cellular component: voltage-gated calcium channel complex. The coding region runs from base 64 to 1572 and encodes 502 amino acids. Gene Ontology annotation, biological process: chemical synaptic transmission; calcium ion transmembrane transport; neuromuscular junction development. The record is from RefSeq and is a predicted model, not a curated record.
AGCCCGCAGCCUUCCCCAGCGGAUGCCGGGGACUCGGACCCCGCGCCCUGAGAGUCUUUGUUAAUGGAUGUGGUGGCCCGAGGCACCACGACCCGGAGAAGCAGGUUGAAAAGAUCCGAUGGCAGCACCACUUCGACCAGCUUCAUCCUCAGACAGGGUUUAGCAGACUCCUACACAAGCAGGCCGUCGGACUCCGAUGUCUCUUUGGAAGAAGACAGAGAAGCGAUUCGGCAGGAGAGAGAGCAGCAAGCAGCUAUCCAGCUUGAGAGAGCAAAGUCCAAACCUGUAGCCUUUGCCGUGAAGACUAACGUGAGCUACUGUGGUGCCCUGGAUGAGGAUGUGCCCGUUCCAAGCACGGCCAUCUCCUUCGAUGCCAAGGACUUUCUACACAUUAAAGAGAAAUAUAACAAUGAUUGGUGGAUAGGAAGGCUGGUGAAAGAGGGCUGUGAGAUUGGCUUUAUUCCAAGUCCACUGAGAUUAGAGAACAUACGGAUUCAGCAAGAACAAAAAAGAGGACGUUUUCAUGGAGGGAAAUCCAGUGGAAAUUCUUCUUCAAGUCUUGGAGAAAUGGUAUCAGGGACAUUUCGAGCAACACCCACAUCAACAGCAAAACAGAAGCAAAAAGUGACGGAGCACAUUCCUCCUUAUGAUGUCGUGCCAUCCAUGCGUCCAGUGGUGUUAGUGGGGCCGUCACUGAAGGGUUAUGAGGUAACAGACAUGAUGCAGAAAGCCCUCUUUGAUUUCCUGAAGCACAGGUUUGAUGGGAGGAUAUCAAUAACGAGAGUGACAGCUGACAUUUCUCUUGCUAAGAGGUCCGUCCUAAAUAAUCCCAGCAAGAGAGCAAUAAUUGAACGUUCGAACACUCGGUCCAGCUUAGCGGAAGUACAAAGUGAAAUUGAAAGAAUCUUUGAGUUGGCGAGAUCUUUGCAACUGGUUGUUCUUGAUGCGGACACCAUCAAUCACCCAGCACAACUUAUAAAGACUUCUUUAGCACCAAUUAUUGUUCAUGUGAAAGUCUCUUCUCCAAAGGUUUUACAGCGGUUGAUUAAAUCUAGAGGAAAGUCCCAAAGUAAACACUUAAAUGUGCAACUGGUGGCAGCUGAUAAACUUGCACAAUGCCCCCCAGAAAUGUUUGAUGUUAUAUUGGAUGAAAACCAGCUGGAGGAUGCAUGCGAGCACCUGGGAGAAUAUCUCGAGGCAUACUGGCGUGCCACCCACACAACCAGUAGCACCCCCAUGACCCCGCUGCUUGGAAGGAAUUUGGGCUCAACAGCACUCUCACCCUAUCCCACGGCAAUUUCUGGGUUACAGAGUCAGCGUAUGAGGCACAGCAACCACUCCACAGAGAACUCUCCAAUUGAAAGACGAAGUCUAAUGACCUCUGAUGAAAAUUAUCACAAUGAAAGGGCUCGGAAGAGUAGGAACCGCUUGUCUUCCAGUUCCCAGCAUAGCCGAGAUCAUUAUCCUCUUGUGGAAGAAGAUUACCCUGACACAUACCAGGACACUUACAAACCCCAUAGAAACCGAGGAUCACCUGGGGGAUAUAGCCAUGACUCCCGACAUAGGCUUUGAGUAUGCAGAAACAAACAAAAAUUUCAUCUGUUGACAACUUGCCGUAGCACUGCUAGGAUAAACCAAUCAUCUUAACUUGGCAAGCACAGCACAGUAUUUACUGUGUUUAUGGGCUACUGUCAUUUGAUGCUAAGUAAGGGCAAAAAAAAAAAAAAAUGUACAUUAUGCCCUUAAGUCUAGAUGGAUAUUAAAUGCCCAAUCAUAUAGAUAUUUUUAAGUGCAACAUUUACGUAACAGUACCUUUUGUUUUCUUCAUUAGAUUUAGACACAUCAAUUUGUAAUUUAGGGUACUUAUCAAGGCACAUAUAAAAUAAUUUCCCAUGCUGGAAAUUCCAAAUGACCAGUUCCAGUUGGAACCAAUUUAUAAACCAAUUCCUGUUGGAAUUUGGGUGAAUUGACUAGAAAGUCUACUUAAGCAUGUUGCAAUCAAUUUAAAAAUC